Ricinus communis (castor bean) is the source of this 1694-nucleotide messenger RNA. RefSeq names its product jasmonate-induced oxygenase 2. The coding region runs from base 292 to 1401 and encodes 369 amino acids. The record is from RefSeq and is a predicted model, not a curated record. The transcript has 3 exons. Lineage: Eukaryota; Viridiplantae; Streptophyta; Magnoliopsida; Malpighiales; Euphorbiaceae.
CUUCCCUUCGCUUCCCCUCUCCUUUUAAUUACCACUCCUCAUAUCUUUCUCCUCAUGCCCACCUCUCUCUCUCUCUCUCUCUCUCUCUCCCUCUCUUUCUCCCACAUAUACCCUUUUUCUUUUCUUUUUUUUCUCUAAGUGGGGGUUAUAGAAGAAGUUAAGGAAUCUUAGCUAGCAACUUGUUUUGUUUCAUCAUUGUUUUAUGGUUUCAUGUUUACUUGUGUUAUGAUAUAUAGAAUUGUAUAAAGUUUCAUAGAGAAAGAGAAGGGCCAAAUUAAGCAACACAAAGUCAUGAACACUCUUCAAGAUUGGCCUGAACCAAUAGUCCGAGUUCAAUCCUUGUCUGAAAGCUGCCUGUCCGAAAUUCCUGUCCGAUAUAUCAAGCCACCAAGAGAUAGACCAUCUGUAAUAAAUUCUUGCACAUCAUCCAGUAGCGUUACUGAUCAUCAUAAUAAUAACGACAUCAAUAUCCCUGUUAUUGAUCUCGGGGGUUUAUUUGGGGACGACAAUGAUCUUCAUGCUUCUAUUCUUAAUGAAAUAUCAGCGGCUUGUCGGGACUGGGGAUUCUUUCAAGUGAUUAACCAUGGAGUUCAACCUGAGUUAUUGGAUUCUGGUCGUCAGAUAUGGCGACAAUUCUUUCAUUUACCUCUGGAAGAGAAGCAAGUUUAUGCAAAUUCGCCAAAAACUUAUGAAGGUUAUGGCAGCAGAUUAGGAGUAGAAAAAGGUGCCAUUCUUGACUGGAGUGACUACUACUUUCUCCACUAUCUUCCUUUGUCAUUGAAGGAUUAUAAUAAAUGGCCUCGCCUUCCACCUAAUUGCAGGGAAGUGAUUAAUGAAUAUGGCAAGCAAGUAUUAGAAUUAUGUGGGCGAAUAAUGAAGGUAUUAUCGAUUAAUCUUGGAUUAGAAGAGGAUCGUCUACAAGAUGCAUUUGGUGGUAAAAAUGUUGGGGCAUGUUUAAGAGUGAACUUUUACCCCAAGUGCCCACAACCUGACUUGACCCUUGGUCUAUCAUCACAUUCGGACCCUGGUGGAAUGACCCUUCUCUUGCCGGACGAUCAAGUGACCGGUCUUCAAGUCCGGCGAGGCGAUGAUUGGAUUACGGUGAAGCCAGCUUCUCAUGCUUUUAUUGUCAAUAUUGGUGAUCAAAUUCAGGUACUGAGCAAUGCAAUAUACAAGAGCGUGGAGCAUCGAGUAAUUGUAAAUUCAGCUAAAGAGAGAGUGUCGCUAGCAUUCUUUUAUAAUCCCAAGAGUGAUAUACUGAUACAACCAUUAGAGGAGCUUGUGACAGAAGAGAGGCCUUCAUUGUACCCAGCUAUGACAUUUGAUGAGUACAGACUUUUCAUUAGAACAAUGGGUCCUCGAGGCAAAUCCCAAGUUGAGUCUCUAAAAUCUCCCAGAUAAAAGAUAGUGCUUAUUAAUUAGUGGAGCCACAAAAUUUUUAAUAAUUAGCUGAUUAAGUUAGUAAUUAGAUCAUUAAAUUAGUAAUUAGUAGAUUACUUACUGACUGAUAUUACAGUCAUCUACAGAAUUACUAAAUGUUGGAUACUCUAGUUGAGUCAAAAUCCAAUUAACAAAGAGAAAUAGUUUUGAUUUUUGCUGUAAAUCAUAAGUGUAAAACAUAAUGCCUCAUUGGUCAUUAUUUUGAGUUAAUUGUACAUCUUUAUAUAUGAUGACAAAAGAGACUUUGCCUCAAA